UUACAUGUGAUCGGGGAGUUAGAAGAGCCCCCGCUCGUAGCUUUGCCCGGGGUCGCUGUCGCCGCCGGGUUUGCCUUUGUCGUCGGGCUCGCCGCAAGGCGCCCCUUCGCCUUCUCCGCCAUGGCUCGCACCUUGAAGGAGGAAGGCUACACCAGUCCGCGCCGAGGGAGACGCAGUCGCCGCCCCAGGCACCACCGUAAACUCACCACCCCCGUUACCAAAACCCUAACCCUAGCGCCGUCUGGGAGAUCGCCUCGCGAUCGCCCUUCAGUCGCCGCUUAACGUUUCGUACGUGGUGGACCCAAAUGCGCGUUGAUGUUGACUUAACGUACAGUGAUGGCACGCUUGGUGGUCCGUAUCAUCACCUUUCCUAUGGAUGGAGAAAGGUCGGCCGCAGUCAACGGCGCGCACGACCCCCUCAUUCCGCACGGCCAAACGUGCCGCACCCCGUCCCAUCACAUCCCCACCGUCCGUGGAGACACGCGUCGACCGAUCCACCGCGUCGCGGGCUUCUCUCUCCCAUUUCCCUCGCCCUUCUUCCGCUCCUUCCCACCGAAGCCACCACCGCCCACCCCUAAACCCGACCCUCCGCCCGCUUCCAGACCCUUCUCGAGCUCGCUCCCGCCUCUCGCCAUGGGGAAGAGCCGCCGCGGCGCAGGGGGAGGGGCGAGGGGGCCCGCGCCGGCGGCGAGCGCGAGCGACGUCCAGCGAGCCGCGGCGGCGCUCGCCCUCGCCGAAGCCGCCGCCCUCCACGGGUUCGAGGUCACCGACGUCGGUACCGGCGGCUGGUCGCCGCAGAUGCAGUUCCUCCUCGCGUGCUCGCAAGGCGACCUGCGCCGGGCCAAGGCCUUGGUAAAUGGCAUGGACAAGGAUGACAGGGAGUCGCUUGCCUCUGUGAGGGUCGAGGGCUGUGGGGCGUUGCAUUCCGCAGCAGGCGCGGGUGAUAUGGCCAUCUGCAGGUACCUGGUGGAGCAGCUUGGAUUUGAUGUCGACUCGGAUGCUAGCUCUGGUUCGACACCCUUGUCUUUCGCGGUGGCGCAUGGGGAAAUGACUGCUGCAAGGUAUUUUCUUGAAAAAGGUGCUAAUCCCAACACAAAAAGUUCCUCCACCGGCACGACUCCUCUGCAUGAAGCAGUAGCAACAGGCUGUGAUGAAAUUACACGACUGCUGCUAUCGAAAGGAGCUAAUGUUGAGGCACCUUCUCCUCAUGGGACACCUCUAGUUGCCGCUGCAGCCCAUGGGAAGUUCAAUGCUAUGAAGAUUUUGCUGGAGCACCAUGCAGAUCCGAACAAAGUCUCAUGGGACUUUGGUACACCCCUGACCACAGCACUCUAUGCUACUCCUGACAGAAUGAAUGAGUCCACUUGCUUAGCGUGCGUGAAACUUCUUGUCAAGGCUGGCGCGGAUGUCAAUUGUACAAUUCCUGAAACUCCAUUGGCAAUAGCAACUAACAAUGGUUUAACCACAUGCUUUAAAUACUUGUUGGAGGUUGGCGCCAAUAUCAAUGUUCCAGCUAACCAGGUUAAGAAAAGUGACAGUGAUAGCAAAGCUCCACUGAAAUCAAGCGGUGCAAAAGCUGUUAGGGGGAAGAACUAUGUUGCUGCAUCAAGAUUGUGUUCUGAGGGCAAGUCAAGUGACAAAGAUAGGAAGGCUCGGCUGAAAUCACUAGGUGCAAAAGCAGUUGAGGGCAAGGACUAUGCCGCCGCAUCAAAAUUUUACACAGAGGCAAUCAAGCUGGAUCCGGCUGACGCGGUGUUGUAUUCGAACAGGAGCCUUUGCUAUCUGAAGUGUGGUGAAGCACAUGACGCUUUGAUUGAUGCCAAUGCUUGCAUAAGUCUGGACCCUAAGUGGCAUAAAGGUUACUACCGGAAAGGAGCCGCCCUUAUGUCUCUUCUGGAGUACAAAGAGGCCUCUGAUGCGUUCUCGGCUGGAAUGAAACUGGAGCCUAACAACAAGGAGAUGCAGGAGGCGCAUAGGGAGGCAGUUGAGGCAAUGAGGAAGGAACAGUCUGAGCCGAGUCUCUACGCACUGGAUUAGUUCUUCAGGAGUGCUUCUGCUUCCACAGUAGUCUUUUUUGAAUGUUCGUUCUGUGUAUAUAUACCUGUAAAAAGGUAGAACGUACUUGUGUAGUGGUUUUGCAUGUUACGAUCCAAAACGCUCUUUGGAUGCUGGGAGCUCUUAUCAGCACAUGAAACUGUUACCAAAUGCCGCUCGGCAGUCGGCAUGUCUUCU
Messenger RNA from Triticum urartu, 2232 nucleotides. RefSeq lists its product as uncharacterized. Gene Ontology annotation, molecular function: protein binding. NCBI's taxonomy places the organism in Eukaryota, Viridiplantae, Streptophyta, Magnoliopsida, Poales, Poaceae. The record is from RefSeq and is a predicted model, not a curated record.